Drosophila bipectinata is the source of this 739-nucleotide messenger RNA. RefSeq names its product MICOS complex subunit MIC13 homolog QIL1. Gene Ontology annotation, cellular component: MICOS complex; mitochondrial crista junction. Gene Ontology annotation, biological process: cristae formation. Lineage: Eukaryota; Metazoa; Arthropoda; Insecta; Diptera; Drosophilidae. The record is from RefSeq and is a predicted model, not a curated record.
AAGUAGACUUUGAGAAAAUUGUUAGUUUAGUUUUUGGAGAAAAAAUUAUAAUAAGCAGGAAACUAUCCUGCCGGUUGUGUCAUUUAUUUUAAAAUUCAAAAAAGUUAUAAUUUGGAAAAAAGGAAAGAGAUCCGUGGAUAUCCUUUUUGGAAGACAGAACCAUGUUCACCAAUAUAAUGGCCCGAACGGCGGCUCUCUCGAUGACCGUUUACAUGAGCAGUUGGGCCGGGAUUUGGGGCCAAACGGAGGAGACGCAUCUUUUGUGCCGCAAAAUUGGCCAAAAACUGGAACCAUUAAGUGCCCAGAUCCGGCAACGUCUUCUCCCCACCGAAGUAGCCGACAUGGAUGUUGCCCAACUGGCCCGAACCUACUACAAUCAGGGGGUCAAAGGUAGCUUCCAGUUCAUCCGAGAUCUGCCCACUCACUCCACAAAUCUGUUCGAGUGGACCAAGGCAACCAGUUUGAAAUUAUCGAGCCUAACCAAGAUGACUACUAUCGAAGUACCAAAAGAUAUGACCAAGGAGGUCUUUGGAUCGAUUAAAGCACCAACCGAAGGUCAAAAAUAUAAAGUCAAGGUUACGGGAGGAGCGAAAAUCAUACGAUCUGGGAUCGAAGAUGACGGAGGACAUCAUCAAAUUUUUGAAAUUAAGAAACAGAAAAAGUAAUAUUAAGAAAGCUUAUUGUUGAAUUAAAAACAAAUUUUACAUUUCUGUGAAAAUAAAGAGUAUUUGCUAAUGAA